This is a messenger RNA of Acanthisitta chloris (rifleman), 1242 nucleotides long. RefSeq lists its product as uncharacterized. NCBI's taxonomy places the organism in Eukaryota, Metazoa, Chordata, Aves, Passeriformes, Acanthisittidae. The coding region runs from base 607 to 1242 and encodes 211 amino acids. The transcript has a single exon. The record is from RefSeq and is a predicted model, not a curated record.
UGCUGCUACUGUCACUUCUGCCGCUGCCGCUGUUGUUACAGAUUUUGCUUUUGCUCCUUCUACCGCAUGACAAUUGUUUUCCUCGUCUAAGCAGAUACCAGCCUCAGAUGCUCAAGGUGAGAGUCUUGCCUUUCGCUCUGGGCUACUGGUUCACUUAAUCUGGUCAGUUUGUUCCAUGUUCGUGGUUUUCUUUAUCUCAUCACCCUCCUUCCCCGUGUUUUGUUUUGUUGUGCUUGCUUUUGGGGGAUGUUUCUUCCCUCCUGCAGAAGAGCUGAAAUUGCUUGAGAGGCAUUUAAGGAAUUAUAAAAGUGGCCAGCAAACAGGAGCUCAGUAAUUGCAAAGCUAUUCUUGCUUCAGAGAAGCAGAGAGAGGGACAGAGGGCUUGGGGACAGGGGGACCAGGGGGUCUCAGUUUUCCUGUGCAUUACUCGUCUCCCAGUUUGGAUGAUGUUGCUGAGCUUGGACCUCUUAUUGACUCGCACUCUGUGAUUUUUGCAGAGCACUGUGACUAUUACUACCGUCUCUUUUUGUCUGUGACUCACAGUAAUGGACUGUGAUAGAGUUAAGGCCUUUUGGAGGUGAGCUGUUUGAGAGCUGAUGCUUAAACAUGUCUGAAGUAGCUGCCGACACUUUCCCCAGCCCCUCAGCUCAGCUGAGCCCAGAUGCGUCCCUCAACAGGCUCCCAGAUGAGGAGAACAUGCCGGGGACCCAAAGAGAGGACAGGAGGGUCCAGGGGAUAGCAGGCCUUGCCGCAACCUGCUGUGCGUGCCUGGAGGCAGAGCGACUGAAGGGCUGCCUCAACUCUGAAAAGAUCUGCAUCGCCCCUAUCCUUGCUUGUCUGCUUAGCCUCUGCCUCUGCAUUGCUGGUCUCAAGUGGGUCUUUGUGGACAAGAUUUUUGAGUAUGACUCUCCUACCCACCUUGACCCUGGGAGGAUAGGACAAGACCCAAAGAGCGCUGUGGAUCCUACAGCUCUGUCUGCCUGGGUGCCUUCGGAGGUGUAUGCCUCACCCUUCCUCGUACCUAGCCCCAAGAGCAAGGCUGAAGUGACAGAGCAAAGUGACAGCUCACUUGUGCCCUCCAAACCAUUCCUCCAGCCUUCUCUAUAUAACCGCAUCCUAGAUGUUGGGUUGUUGUCCUCUGCUGCACCUUCACUGUCACCACCUGCCCUGGAGCCUACCACAGCAUCUCAGGCACAAGCAACAGAAACCAAUCUCCAAACCACUCCAAAACUUUGUAAGUAA